AUGUUAUGCGCCGUUGUGAGUGCGCAGAGUCCGGACGACUAUAAUGUUUUCGUCAGAGCUCUACCGCCCCAGCAACCCGUACAGCAAGUUUACUCGCCCCAACCACAGCAACCGUACCAACAGGUCCGGGGUCCCUCCCAGUUCCAGUACCAGGACACGUACCCUAGUCAAUACUACCAGGACUACCACCAACCGGCGCCUCCGGUACAGCAACAGAGGCAUCUGCCUCAACAUCCAGUCCCCUCAUCCGUAUCUUCUUCUCAAGAGGAAGAAAAUGACGAUUUCUCAUACCAACAGCCCUAUGAGGCUCCGACCACAAGUACAACAACGAGCACCACUACAACCACCACAACCACUACAACUACGGAGCCACCCACGUUGCCCGUGACGUCGUCGACUGCGGCUCCCAGGGCGGCUGAGGUCCAGAAGAGUCAGAUGAGCGUUUCGUCAUCAGUCGAGAAUAGCGAUAGACAGGGUAAAGCCCAGCAAACGGGUGGACAGAAACCCGUCCAGGUCGUUCAAAAAACCGUCACCAAAGACAAGGAUGGCAAGAAGGAGGAAUACGUCGUCUACUACUACUACUACUACGAUGACGACAAAAAAAAUGAAACCGCCAAAGAACAGCCCGUGGAUUCCCUGGAUUCUUUCGACUCAGACAGCAAAUCGAAAUUCCAGCCGCGAACCCCGAGCUCGACCACCGCUCCUCCUUCCGCGGCAGGAGCGGCGGCAGCUGCGGCAAUCCCGAAAGAAGCGAUUUCUAUUUCGACCGCGACGCCCACGCGCUCCCAAGCUUCCACUUCUGUCAGCACCUCUGUCUCGUCCGGCGCGCCGGGUCCCGAUCACAUUGCUGCCCUGACAGGGGCUCGUCUCAUUCCAGAAACGCACUCUCAGUCUCAUUCGUCGCCAACUAGCCCGACGACCUCGACCUCAACGUCGACGACUUCGACGACAACUUCACCGACGACCUCGUCCACCACCACAACCACCACCGAGACUCCGACGUCAAGUACUGCUGCGUCAGAUGAGCGACGAAAAGGCUUCGGAAACCGCCGCAAGCCUCAGAGACCAUCGGGAGAGAGCGGUAGAACUCGGAGAACGUCGACCACCUCGACAACUACGUCGGCUCCAUCCAGGAGACCCUUGGCCUCACGGAAGCCGCGACCCACGAGACCGUCCCGACUUAAUAGAAAACCCAGACCCAGCACUGAGGCCCCUAAGGAGGGCGAGGACGGCAAGGACGAGCAGAAGGAUGCUGUCAUUACAGCGCCCGAAGGCGACAAGCCAGGAAGGAAGAGAUUUGGAGGUGGACCGAGACCCCGAGGUCCCAAGAGAACGACAGCGGCACCGACUGAGGGAGAUGAUAGCGCCCCGACCACAGUUGCUCCCAGGAAACCUCUGCCCACUCGAGGAACUGCCGGCGGUUUGUUCGGCAAAGGCCAAGGAAUCCGGGGUCCACGACCGAGACCCGGCAGACGGCCAAUCAAAAAAGAAGAGCCUACGGCAAGCGAAGCACCGCUCGAAGAGGAAAACAAACCCGCGGAAGCAGCGCAGCCCGAUGAGACUGCUGUAAAAGUCGAGCCAAAGUUGGAUGAGACUCCAGCGGAAGGCACACCGGAAGCGACUACGGCGGCUCCGGCUCGGGCUCGGCAGAGACAACGGGGAGCGCUCUUCGCCGGUGGAAGACCUCGACCCAACUUGAAACGACCUGCAGCCAGCACCACCGUCACUGCAGAAAACUAG
This is a messenger RNA of Galendromus occidentalis (western predatory mite), 1740 nucleotides long. Its product is annotated as flocculation protein FLO11-like. Bases 1 to 1740 code for a protein of 579 amino acids. The record is from RefSeq and is a predicted model, not a curated record. NCBI's taxonomy places the organism in Eukaryota, Metazoa, Arthropoda, Arachnida, Mesostigmata, Phytoseiidae. The transcript is spliced from 6 exons.